Molecule: messenger RNA, 1077 nt
Organism: Colletotrichum phormii
Lineage: Eukaryota; Fungi; Ascomycota; Sordariomycetes; Glomerellales; Glomerellaceae
Exons: 2
Coding region: 1-1077 (358 amino acids)
Source: RefSeq, a predicted model, not a curated record
AUGAUUGGUCAAUUGGGGAAUGACAUUGAUGACAUGCCACCUCGACCUCGGCUGCUCGACCAAGCCCUCCGACUCUGCAGCCGAGCUCCCGCCAUUUCCACGCGCCACCUCGCCCUCAUCCCUCAUACCCUCACACACCGCACCGCCCUCCACACCACAACAAUGAGCUGGAUGGACUCCUGGUCCCGACCAGGCAAAUCCCAAGCCACGCCCGCACCCUUCUACCUCCUCCCCAACGGCGACCAAACGCCCUACUGCCGCACCUGCGGCCGCGUCAUCUCCAGUCGCAAAACCACAGCAGCCGCGUCGUCCUCAAAGUCAAACUCCAAAUCAGAGACCUCCAAGCCCGCCGUCGAAGCAAAAUACUGCUCCUCCCGCUGUCGCGCAAAGAAACCAAGCCGUCUAGACAAGGAAAUCGAACACCUCUUCGUCCGCUUCCUCCAAGGCGAGGAGGAACUCCAAGGUGACGCAAAAGCCAAAGCAAAAGCCAAAAAAACGAAGGGCGACACCCGGAUCCUCGUCCCCUGCGACGUCGUCGAAGAAUCCUUCUUUGGCGAGAGAAAAGCACCAGACAGAGUCUACGGCCGCGGCAAAAACCGCGCCUCGCGAGUCAUCCCCGGAAAAGAAGGAUCCUCCUCCUCCGAAGACAUCUCCAUCCAGGACCGACGAUCCUACGACGAGGACGCAGGUGAGGAUAUAAUCGACGAGAUGCUCGGUCUUGACCGGAGUAAAUCCGCAGAGCUGGAUCCCAGCGUACAGGCUAGUCUUUCCGUGCGCAGCGGGACGAGGGUGAGGCCGCCGCAGACGCAGAGCCAGGUGAAUGGGAGCGUUGGCGGGGAGAAGGGGCGGGCGGAGAGGAUUGAGGAGACGGAGGAGAUGAGGGAGAAGAGGGCGGAGGGGCAGAGGAGGGCGCAUGAGAGGGAGAUGGUGCGGUGUGCUGCUAGGAGGGGUGUUGUUUUUGGGUUUCUUGUAGGUGAUGGCGAGGAGAGGAGGAAGUGUGAGGCUGUGAGGCAAGGCAAGGUGGUUGAGCCUAGCUUUGCAAAGGGGGAAUGGUCUGUUCGAUGGCGGGAGGAUUAG